Messenger RNA from Pseudomassariella vexata, 872 nucleotides. RefSeq lists its product as uncharacterized. The record is from RefSeq and is a predicted model, not a curated record. Bases 215 to 688 code for a protein of 157 amino acids. The transcript has a single exon. Lineage: Eukaryota; Fungi; Ascomycota; Sordariomycetes; Amphisphaeriales; Pseudomassariaceae.
ACAUUCUUGACGCCCGCUCUGUCUCAUGCAAGAACGUCUUUUUAUGGUUCGAACGGACCAAUUGACGAUAUUUCCAGAACGGGUUGUUCCUCUGGAUGUUACAUUGCCCUGGGUUCCACGCCAUCAUAUGGAAACGGCAAUGAAGUGAUUAGUUCUCCACUAUCUGUUUUCAACAUUGAAAGUGGUUCAACCCCCAAGCUGUGAGACGUCACUGAUGACUCCCACAGGCCUACAGGCCGUUUUAGAGCCAACACUCCGACACAGCCUCGCCCUGCACGUUUCACACGGCAGGUUGAGACUCGCUCGGGCGAGUCGCAUCGCGGAGGAGGCAAUUGCAGAAUGGGCGUGCCACCAGCUGAAAGCAGCGUUGCCAGCCGCACAAUGGCAUCCAAUUGUGCCGGAUCGUACAUCUUGGCAAUCCCAUCACCUAUCCGUCGCAAGGAUGUCCCGUCCCCCAGUCUCUACUAAGCAGUCUUCGCUAUUAGCGGAUCUCGUCAGGGGUGCAAUCGCUUCGCAAGUGCAUGCUAAUUGCGACUCGCCCUUGGAACUGCCGUUCUUCAUUUCUCCCGCUGCCAUUCUACACCUGUUUUGCGGAAAUCCCCUCCUUCAAUAUUCUCGCUGGCUGCAACCUUCGUUUUCGCAGACUGGCGAGAGACCAAAGAAACAAAGUACUCUUAUUCGCGUCUAACAAUCUUCUUCUUUUUUUCUCUGUACUGGUGUGGCUGCGCUCGAGUACCGACGUUCAUUAUCGCUUGACGCAACUUUAUUGCUUGGACUCUCAUUUCUUUCAGACGAACUGAUUGUUUGCCACGGCGCGGUUGGAGGAAAACGGCCUGAUUUGGCAACUCGUGCUACGCGACGGCAAUUUGCGA